AUGCUGGAACCCAUCGUUCAUGUGAGGCCUCCGGAAGGUGGUGAAGUUGACUCUCAGUCUCUGGAUCAGGUCCUCGUGGCUGUAGGGGAAGUGGAGAAAGUCCAGGAUCUUCUCCACUUCUCUGACGGUGUCGUUUUGUAGGUCUUCGUAGCUCACCACAUGCACUGGGUGGUUGUCAUUCAUAAACACCCACUGAUUCAACCGCAUGAACC
Geodia barretti is the source of this 212-nucleotide messenger RNA. Lineage: Eukaryota; Metazoa; Porifera; Demospongiae; Tetractinellida; Geodiidae. The record is from the annotation of a GenBank genome assembly.